GUGUUUAGUCGAAUAAGGAAAAGGGGUUAGAGGGAGGUGAGAUUUUGGGGCCCUCCCCCCUUCCCUUAUCUCUCAGCCUCCCGGGAGAUGUACUGCUGCUCUCCCCUCUUGCUGCCAGCCUUGAAAUGGCUUCAUUUAUUCUCUUCUGGAGAAUGAAUCGAUCCUCCCUAGCCUUCUCUUCCUGUUCCCCACCUCCUCUAUGCUCAGAAUCCUAGAGGAGGGGGAGGGAAAAGAUUUCGCCUCCGUGGAGUAUCCUGCACGUUUGGGAGCUGUUAGGUUUGCGCUUUGAGAUUUUUCUAUUAAAAAAAUAUAUAUAUAUUUUCUAUUUACAAGGGGACAGAAACAGUUGCAUUUCAUCCCCAUUUUAGGAUUUUGAUUGCCAUUUUUUACAAAUUUUAAAAUUGCAUGCCCCGUUGUGUCGCGCUCCCCACCCGGUAGACCUGCAGGGGUGCCAGGGAGAUUUGAACGCACCGCCCGCUCUCCCUGCAGCUCGGAAAAAGAACACGAGCAUCCUUCUCGCUCUUGGCGCGGGGACUGCAUCCUUGUGCAAAAGGACAUGCGAGCAGCGACCGCCGAACUCCUUUCUUAUAGGACUCCAUGAAUCUGGAUUGUGCAUCGACCCACGCGGACUCACGCUGUGGAAUGAGAAUUGGCCUCUGCUGUUCCCCAGCGCGGCAUUUUAACUCUCACAAGCAGAUGCCACCUCCCUUGCUUUGAACAUUCUGAGAUCUCCACGCGAGAGAUUCAUUUACCUGAGGAAACGAGCCGAAUUGUCUCGGCAUCCUUGAAAUACCUCCAGACACGCGCGGAUCACGUGGGGAACCAACAGCAGAAAAGCCACUGAAAAGACUCCUUAGGAAAUUCUUCUGUAGAGCAACUUAGGUGGAAGUUUUCACUGGGCAAAAUGGGGGAACAACCCAUCUUCAGCACUCGAGCUCACGUCUUCCAGAUUGACCCAAACACAAAGAAAAACUGGGUUCCCACCAGCAAACAUGCGGUUACGGUAUCUUACUUCUAUGACAGCACAAGAAAUGUGUAUAGAAUAAUCAGCUUAGAUGGCUCAAAGGCAAUAAUAAAUAGCACCAUCACCCCAAACAUGACAUUCACUAAAACAUCACAGAAGUUUGGCCAGUGGGCAGAUAGCAGGGCAAAUACUGUAUAUGGUUUGGGAUUCUCCUCUGAGCAUCAUCUUACAAAAUUUGCAGAAAAGUUUCAGGAAUUCAAAGAAGCUGCUCGAUUAGCAAAGGAAAAGUCCCAAGAGAAGAUGGAGCUCACGAGUACGCCCUCCCAGAGAAGAGGUGAAAAAAGCAGAAGGGGAACCCAUCAGGGUGGGACCACUUCCUUCGAACAAUCAGGGCAUAUUUUAUUGAAGAAAGGCUACGUGGAAUCAGCAGGAGGGGAUCUUCAGUCUCCUUUAACACCAGAAAGUAUUAAUGGGACAGAUGAUGAAAGAACUCAUGAAGUGACACAAAACUCAGAACCAAGGGCUGAACCAACCCAGAAUGCAUUGCCAUUUUCACAUAGCUCAGCCAUCAGCAAACACUGGGAAGCUGAACUGGCCACACUCAAAGGUAACAAUGCUAAGCUCACGGCAGCACUGCUGGAGUCCACUGCCAACGUCAAACAAUGGAAACAGCAGCUUGCCGCCUAUCAGGAGGAAGCCGAGCGCCUACACAAACGGGUGACUGAGCUGGAGUGUGUGAGCAGCCAAGCAAAUGCAGUUCAUACACACAAGGCUGAGUUAAAUCAAACAAUACAGGAACUGGAGGAAACGCUGAAGAAGAAGGAGGAGGAAAUAGAAAAAUUGAAACAAGAAAUUGAUAAUGCCAGAGAGCUACAGGAACAGAGAGACUCAUUGACUCAGAAACUACAGGAAGUAGAAAUUCGAAAUAAAGAUCUGGAAGGACAACUCUCGGACCUAGAACAGCGCCUGGAGAAAAGUCAGAAUGAGCAAGAAGCUUUUCGCAAUAAUUUGAAGACACUUUUAGAAAUUCUUGAUGGAAAAAUAUUCGAACUAACAGAAUUACGAGAUAACCUGGCCAAGCUCCUAGAAUGCAGCUAAAGGACCUGGGAUUUCAGUGCUGAUCCUCUAAAGACGUGCUGUCUCUUCUUCAUAGGACUACCUUGGGCUCUGCAUCAAAUUUGCACAAAAUUAGGAUAUUACUCCUCCACGAGGAGGACCUAUUUGCAAAUUGGAAUAGGAUAUUUCAGUGUAAAAUUUAGAAUUCAGCUUGUAGCUAGUUAAAAACAAAAUGAAAAACUUGAACUACAAAUUACCUCCUUGUACAUUAUUGGCCAUAGUUAACUAGAAAGCUAUUAAUAGUCAUUUGAUGCAAUCCUUUUCUGAUAUUAGCCAGUGGGAGAAUUAGCAGUGUCUGGGUCACAUCCUCCCCCCUUUUUUUGUGUGUUGGACACAGUUGUAGAUUAUCUGCUUUUUAAAUUUAUUUAUUUAAAAUAUCUAACUGCUGUGUUUUGUGCAAAAAAAAAAAAACACAAAAAUCAAACCCCAAAUUUAGUGCUGAAAGCCCUGUGUUUUUAUUUUUGUUUUCGGUUUUUUUUUUUUUUUUUUUUUUGUUGAUGAUGUUGUUGUAACCUUAAUGAUUUCUCAGGAUACUUUGCACUGUUGAGAAGCAGUGUCUUUACGAAUUAAUUCUUGCCAGAAGUGAGAGAGAAAUGUAUCUUUAAUUGAAACACAGAUAAUAUAACUGCUUGUAUAGAGUUCUUCCUUUUUUUUAUACUGGAAGAUAUUUCACUCGUUCACUCUGGUGUUCUAUGAUACUGUCCAGUGUAUGGUUUACUUUUCCAUAUUGAUUCCAUGUAUUUAGGAUAAGAUAUUAUCUCCCAUUUUAUUACACAUUUUAAAGCCAACAAAUGAAGGCAGCUGAGUCCCUCAGAAAAAAUUUCUUUUUAAAUUUCUGAUAAAUUUGACAUACUGUACUGAACUAUAACAACCAGACAAUGACAGUCUGGUUUGUCUAGCAAUGUUAAGGAUAUUUACAAAAUAUGCAGUUACAUUAAGAUGUUUUAUUUAUAUAUUUUGCAAGAAAUAUUUUCUGAAUGAUCAAUGCAUUUCAAUUUUAAGUGUAAUAGUGGCGAAUGGGGAACUAACUCUGUUUAUUAUAGCUCAUUUUAAGGAUGUAUAGCUAUUUUAAAGGGGAUACAUUUAUGUUGAAUUUGCCCGACUAAGAGGACUGUUUCUCACUGCUGUGAUAAUAGCAAAUUGAGAUAGAGACAGGUUUACUCUGUCUGGGUCUUCACACCACAUCUGUAUCCAAACCACAAUAGGCAAUAUUCUGAACUGUUAACUAGAUGUUUCAACAUGGGAAUUGAAUUCACUAAGCUAUGCUCAAGUGAACAGGUUUUAAAGUUGUUUUGAUGUAAUUUUAAAAAAGAUUUUUGGCAAACUUGCAUUUCUUUAUAUGAUAUAUUUAUUUUAAGAAAAUCUUUGAAAGGUAAGCCAAGCAUCAUUUUGUCUGCUUACUGAGUAGGAAUUGCAUCAAACUCCGUCCUCACUGUAAAAUACCUAUAAUGUUGAAGAGGAUUCUUUUUUAAAGUGGAUGAAUGAGUGUCUGACUUUGAAGAUCAGUCUCAAGAGGCACUGAUUUUUCUUUUGCACCCCACAUUAAUUUAAACGUUACAUACAAAGUUAAGAUUGUUAAUAAAUUUGUACAACAGACCGCAUCUUUCACUUAAUGGACAGACUCUCUGUACUAGAACAUUUGGGUCUGUUUAUAUUUGUGUGUGUAUGUUUCUAAUGCACACUCAUUGAAUUUAUAUUAGAAAGAGUUCAAACACAAAUGGCUUAUUUAUAAAAUUACAGUUUUUUUUUUAACAGUGAGUUAU
Sarcophilus harrisii (Tasmanian devil) is the source of this 3843-nucleotide messenger RNA. It is a transcript of the gene HOMER1, whose product is annotated as homer scaffold protein 1. NCBI's taxonomy places the organism in Eukaryota, Metazoa, Chordata, Mammalia, Dasyuromorphia, Dasyuridae. Gene Ontology annotation, molecular function: G protein-coupled glutamate receptor binding. The coding region runs from base 905 to 2062 and encodes 385 amino acids. The transcript has 10 exons. The record is from RefSeq and is a predicted model, not a curated record. Gene Ontology annotation, cellular component: cytoplasm; postsynaptic density; plasma membrane. Gene Ontology annotation, biological process: regulation of store-operated calcium entry; G protein-coupled glutamate receptor signaling pathway.